This is a messenger RNA of Cyclopterus lumpus (lumpfish), 3590 nucleotides long. Its product is annotated as lysyl oxidase homolog 4-like. Lineage: Eukaryota; Metazoa; Chordata; Actinopteri; Perciformes; Cyclopteridae. Bases 27 to 2732 code for a protein of 901 amino acids. The record is from RefSeq and is a predicted model, not a curated record. Gene Ontology annotation, biological process: peptidyl-lysine oxidation. Gene Ontology annotation, molecular function: copper ion binding; protein-lysine 6-oxidase activity. Gene Ontology annotation, cellular component: membrane. The transcript has 15 exons.
ACUCCAAGCUGAGAUCAACAGAUAGGAUGCUGGGCCUCAGCUUCUUGUCCACACUCCUCCUCCUGCUUCUCGUCUACCCCCCUCCACUGUUUGCCCAGGAGGUGCUUGUUCGUCUGGCAGGCGUCGGCCGGCGCAAUGCAAACGAGGGACGUGUGGAGGUGCUCUACAAUGGAGCAUGGGGCACAGUGUGUGAUGACGAGGUGGAUCUAAACCUGGCCAAUGUGGUGUGCCAACAGAUGGGCUUUCAACGCGGCUUGACCUGGGCGCACAGUGCCAAGUUUGGUGAGGGGCAAGGUUUGAUCUGGUUGGACAAUGUGCGCUGUAUGGGCACAGAGGCCUCUAUCGCAGACUGUCGCUCCAAUGGUUGGGGAAUCAAUGACUGCACUCACGCUGAGGACCUGGGGGUCAUUUGCAGCCCAGAGCGGAGACCAGAUUCCCCCACUGUCUCCGCGCCGGAGACUCCUUCCUCCUCCAUGCGCCAGCCAAGGCAGCAAAGACAGAGAACCCCACCACCACAGCAGCCAGAGCCUGUGCCUUCGCCAGGCCAAAUCCCCUCAUCUUCUGCAAGAGGCCAUGAGAUCGCCCUCCAUCGCAACCCAACAUCUUCCCGUCGCAGCAUCCUCUCGCCGCAGGAGAAUGGCCACGAGAUCCGGAUCUUGCAAAGGAAUCGAGGUGGUUCCAGAGCAAGCCCGCAGACGAGCCCAGCUCUGCCACAAGGGCACCAGCUACCUUCACGUCUGGUCAACGGCGCCGCCUACAGGCAGAGACAGGAGACAGCGAGGAACAGUCCACAGGCCAUGAGACGAGAAGCGGAGGGACAGGUGAACAGGCAGUCUCAACCCCAGUCUGAGCGGAGGAAUCAGCAGCUCAGCGGGAACCACGUCGAACCAGAGCAUGGACUGGGAACUGAUGUCUACUACACACAGGUGUCUGACAGGGUUCACUUAGAGGAGGCUCGCCUACGGCCUGUGCUGUCCAGCAACCACGGCGGCCUCGUGACGGAAGGAGUGCUGGAAGUGAAGCAUGCUGGGAGGUGGCGUCAUGUGUGUAACCGGGGCUGGGACCUGAGCAGCAGCCGUGUCGUCUGUGGCAUGUUAGGAUUCCCUGAUGCAGAAGUGUUUGACCAAAACGCCUACAGGAAACUGUGGGACACCAAGAUAGCUGAUCCGUCCUCGAGGCUGAGGACGCAGACCAGUAAGAAGGCCUACUGGGUGGAGAAGGUGCAAUGUCAGGGCGUGGAGGUCUCUCUGGCCCAGUGCCAGGUCCAGCUGUCCCUCCCCAGGAGUGAUGUCCCAUGCCGCGACGGCAUGUACGCUGUGGUCCGCUGUGUCCCCGGAUCCCAGUUCACACGAUUUGGCCGAGCACCUGCACCACCUGCCGUGACGCCCGUUGUGCGUCUGAAGGCGGGGCCCCGGAUCGGGGAGGGCCGUGUUGAGGUGCUGAAGGAGGGGAAGUGGGGCACUGUGUGUGACCAUCUCUGGGACAUUGCUGCAGCCAGCGUGGUCUGCAGAGAGCUGGGCUUUGGGACGGCCAAAGAAGCGCUCACACAGGCUCAGCUGGGACAGGGUACCGGCCUCAUCCACAUGAACAGUGUGCAGUGUACCGGCAGGGAGAAGUCGAUUACAGCGUGUACCUACAAACAGGUGCCGCUUUACACCUGCAAGCACAACCAGGAUGUAGCGGUCCGCUGCAACGUGCCCAACACUGGCAUGCAGACCAAGGUGCGUCUGGCAGGAGGCAGAGAGCCAUCAGAGGGCCGCGUGGAGGUGCUGAUAGAGGUCGGAGGGGCGAAACGUUGGGGCUCCCUCUGCAGUGAGAACUGGGGCAUCAACGAGGCCAUGGUGGUCUGUCGGCAGCUUGGCUUGGGCUUCGCUUCAAGAGCUCAUCAGGAGACCGUGUACUGGCCAGGUUCUUCAGAUGCUGGCGAGGUGGUUUUGAGUGGAGCUCACUGCGUCGGCACUGAGAUGUCUAUCCAGCAGUGUCGCAGAAACACCAACGUCUACUGUCCCAGAGGAGGACAUGACAGGGCCGCAGGAGUCACGUGUGUAGAAACUGCUCCUGACCUUGUCCUGGAUGCUCAGCUUGUCCAGGAGACGGCUUACCUGGAGGACCGACCCCUCCACCUGCUGACCUGUGCUAAUGAGGAGAACUGCCUUUCCACUUCUGCCGCCAGGAUGAACUGGCCCUACGGACACCGCCGCCUGCUGCGCUUCUCCUCCCGAAUCAUGAACAUGGGGCGUGCCGACUUCCGACCCCGAGCCACCAGAGAAAGCUGGACAUGGCACCAGUGUCACAGGCACUACCACAGCAUUGAGGUGUUCACCCACUAUGACCUGCUGACGUUCAAUGGGACCAAGGUGGCUGAAGGUCACAAGGCCAGCUUCUGUCUGGAGGACACCUACUGCCCUGAAGGUAUCCACAAGCGCUACGCCUGCUAUAACAUGGGACAGCAGGGUAUCUCAGUGGGCUGCUGGGACACCUACCGCCACGAUAUUGACUGCCAGUGGAUCGACAUUACGGACAUACGACCUGGUGAAUACAUCUUCCAGGUGGAGGUCAACCCGUCCUUAGACAUGGCUGAGUCCGACUUCCAGAACAACGUGAUGCGCUGUCGGUGCAAGUACGAUGGAGAACGGGUGUACAUGUUUGGAUGCCACGCAGGUGACGCUUACAGCGCCGAGGUGGAGGACUUGUUUGACCACCAACGUCAGAUCUCCAACAACUUCCUGUGAAUUAAGGAACACAGAGAAUUAAGGACAGAACAACUGCACAACUCGUCACCACACCUCAAGAUGUCCGGGGAGAGAGGUUGAAUUACGAUGACAUGCCAGUAAAGAGAAAGAUGAGGGUCAGAGGGUGGGAAACUGGGACGGUAUGAGAAAGACUGUUCCUGUUAGAAAGUCGAGGAGAUUAAAGGAGUAAUGGAGGAAGAGGAAAAGACAAAAAAAAGUAGAAAAAGACCAGUUUGUCCCCAUGAUAAAAAGUAGAGUAGUUAUUUAAAAAAUGCGUCUUGAAGUUUUUAACAAAUGUAAUUCCCUUAAAAAACCUUAACCACAGUUAAGAACGUAAUGACAUGAAGGCACAAGAGAACCACCCAUCCUUUACUUUCACAGUACACCAUCCCACACAAUAUCAACCCAGGAACACACUGUCAACACAACUCUGUACAUGCUUUACCGCGCUCUCACGGUUCACAUUACUAAAGCAGUAUUCAGUUACAACUGUGGGGUUUUUGGUUUGAAUGAGAAGAUUUUUAUUUCAUGGUGCUAUUUUGCCUUAUUUGAAUAAAUAUUGUAAUGUAUUGCAAAUGUAUUGUCAUGUACAGUUUUAUAUUACCUCUCUGGAAUAUUGUGCUUUAGGUCUCUAAUUUAUGCAAACAUUUCAAUGUACUUUUGAGUUGAAACUUGUCCCUGUGUGGCUGUGUUUUGUAUUGUUGAUUUUAUUAUGACAAACAUUUUCACGUGUUUCUUUUUCACCUGUUUAACAUCGGUAACAUCAGAUGAGAUGUGGUUGUACCACGGCAUUACGCCUUUAACAGUACUUGGUAAUGGUAGUAAAAUAAUAAAUGUCAGAUUGACAAACUCUAUGGU